AUGCCAGACACCAUACGCUUCGAAAGCUUUCUACGCCUACCGAACUUCUUUUACCGCAGUGUCGGCAUCGAUUUAUGGGGCACACAUGGCGGUCUGCUGCAACAAGCUUUAUUCUAUUUGUGCAUAAUAAAUGUUAAUAUUUGGCUAAUCACUGAAGUAAUUUUGGCAUUGAUGAUUUUCGGCAAGAAUAUCGUACAAGCAACUAUGACACUCUCCUACGCUGGCUUCGUACUUGUCGGUUUUAUCAAAUUGUACUACAUGUGGCGAAAGAAACAAGAGUUAACGCGCUUCUUAAUCCAAAUGGACGCCAUUUUUCCACGCAAGGCAAGCCAACAGCAGUCAAUGGAUGUGUCUCGGCAUUUGCGUCAAAGCUCCAUUGUAAUGAGUAUUUUUUCGCUUAUAUUUAUGAUGCUCAUCUGCACCUACAAUCUCUAUCCGUGGCUGCAUCGUGAAUUGUAUGACUGUUGGCUGCACAUGCGCAGUAUAGAAAAGUCGCUACCCUACGAAAGUUACAUACCCUGGAAUUGGCACGAUCACUGGAGUUACUAUUUGCUUUAUGUUUCUCAAAGCUUUGCCGCCUAUCAUGCGGCAGCCGGACAAAUUGCUAGCGAUUUGGUGCUC
This is a messenger RNA of Rhagoletis pomonella (apple maggot), 621 nucleotides long. RefSeq names its product odorant receptor 85c-like. NCBI's taxonomy places the organism in Eukaryota, Metazoa, Arthropoda, Insecta, Diptera, Tephritidae. Gene Ontology annotation, cellular component: membrane. The annotation marks the transcript as partial. The transcript has a single exon. Gene Ontology annotation, molecular function: odorant binding; olfactory receptor activity. Gene Ontology annotation, biological process: sensory perception of smell. The record is from RefSeq and is a predicted model, not a curated record.